AUGAAUUCUAUUAUUCAAAAGAUCAUAUCCCCUCAGCAAUGUGCCUUCAUCAAAGGGGGAAACAUCCAUGAACAGGUCUUGUUGGCAUAUGAGAUGGUAAAUGAAAUGAAUAUAAAGAGGAGAGGAGGAAAUGUGGGCCUUAAACUUGAUAUAUCCCAAGCAUAUGACACUCUCAGCUGGAAUUUCCUAACAUCUACUAUGAAGAAAUAUGGGUUUUCUGAUAAAUUUUGUCAUUGGAUUCAUGUGCUGCUACAAACCACUAAGAUCUCUAUUAUUCUCAAUGGUGGACCUAUUGGAUACUUUGGUGUGGGUAGAGGAGUUAUACAGGGGGACCCCUUAUCCCGUAUCAUAUACAUCUUGGCAGCAGAUACGCAAGAUGGUAAAAUUCAGCCUAUGGUCAUAAGAAGAGGUAUUUAUCCUUCUCAUAUUUUCUUUGCUGAUGACAUCUUCAUCUUCUGUAAUGGAUGCAAAACAACUCUAUUACAUCUUAAAAACCUAUUGUUAGAAUACCAAAAUGCUUCAUGUCAAGUUGUUAGUGCUGAUAAGAGUAAAUGCUUUGUAGAUGGCACUACUCCUACUAGACAAAAUCAGAUUGUUGAAUUGAUGAAUAUGAGAUUAUCUUCCUUCCCAGAUAAAUAUCUAGGAGUAAUCUUAGUUCAAGGAAAAUUUAAGGCUGAACAUUUAUGGGCUUUUUUAGAUAUGCUUCAAAGAAGACUAGCUAGUUGGAUUGGUCUUUGCCUAAUUUCCAAGAAAGAAUGGGUUCUACAGGAUUUUGAGAACAAUUCAAGAUGGAUAGUAGGGAAGGGGGAUAAUAUAUCUGUAUGGAAAGAUCCAUGGAUAUUGGAAUCCAGUAUAUUGAGUCAUUUUCCUACAACUGACAACAUUCAACAACAUAUUAACAUGAAAGUCAGUGAACUGAUUCAGAAUAAUACUUGGGUGAUACCUGAGGAAAUACUGACUUUUAUCAAUAUAGAUGACCUUCCUCCUCUCUCUCUGAAAGAAGACAAACUAAUAUGGAUUGGAAAUCAAAAUGGGGAAUUCACAGUUUCAUGUGCAGUAAAUGCUGUCAGGACAAAACAACCAAAAAUGAAGUGGAAAGUAAAAACUGUAAGAGCUAUUGAAUGUUUUUUCUAUCUGCCUGAAGAUGGAAUUACUCUGCUUUGUUGUGACGGGGCUUCAAGGGGAAAUCCUUGCUAUUCAGGGUAUGGUUUUAUAGCAAGAGAUAGCUCUGGAAACUUUCUUACAGCAGAAUCUGGUGGCCUGGGCAUUACCACAAACUUUGUUGCAGAGAUACUGGGUACUAUCAGUGCUUUAGAAUGGGCAUUAAUACACCUCAAAGAUAAGUUGAUUAUUAACUCUGAUUCUACUGCAGCUAUUAAUGCUUUCAUGAAGAAUAACCUCCCCUUGUUUGUACUGAGCAGAUGGCAAAUAAUAUGCAACAAGGUAAAAUCUAUCCAUUUUAAUCAUGUAUAUAGAGAAAUAAACUUCUCUGCAAAUUUCUUUUCUAAGAAAGGAGUAUAUCUAGAUAAGGGGAAAUCUGUAAAAUUUGCUACUAGACCUCCAAACAUGCUCAAAAUGGAGUUCCCUGGUACUCCAUACUACAUAUUUGCUUGA
This is a messenger RNA of Papaver somniferum (opium poppy), 1614 nucleotides long. RefSeq lists its product as uncharacterized. Lineage: Eukaryota; Viridiplantae; Streptophyta; Magnoliopsida; Ranunculales; Papaveraceae. The coding region runs from base 1 to 1614 and encodes 537 amino acids. The record is from RefSeq and is a predicted model, not a curated record. The transcript is spliced from 3 exons. Gene Ontology annotation, molecular function: RNA-DNA hybrid ribonuclease activity; nucleic acid binding.